Molecule: messenger RNA, 748 nt
Organism: Paramecium sonneborni
Lineage: Eukaryota; Ciliophora; Oligohymenophorea; Peniculida; Parameciidae
Source: the annotation of a GenBank genome assembly
AUGGGUUCGGUAUGUUAGAAAGGUGAUACUAUAGUUAAUUGGCCAUGUAAAAGCAAUCCUAGGGGUUCCAAUCCUAGGACAACAUUCACAGUAAUUCCUGAAGAGGAAUCUGCAAUAUACUCUUAAUAUGAUCGGUCAGUUUUUACUGCUAGCCAAUUUUAUCAGAAUCCAGAUAGUUAAGUAUUAGAGUAUUAUUAAAAUAGAGACAAACAGUCAAUUUGGGAAAUGCAAUUGAUAGGGAUAACAAAAUUUAAAUUUUGAAUGUAUACAUAUCCAAACUACUCUCUUCUCAUUCGAUAAAGUAUAAAGAUGAUUUAUUGUGAGACUUACUAAUACUAGAAACCAUGCAUAUGAAGUAUCUUUAACCAAUAUUAAUCCUGAAUUGUGUUGCUAUUGUGAAUGGCAUUUAGAAGCAGACAAGUUGCCAAUUCGUUCAGGAGAUAAAAUUGAUGUAAAAUGACUUAUAAUGACUCAGUUGAUACAUAUUCUGACAGGAAGAUAUCUUAUGGCAACAGAGUUAGAUGAAGAAGGCAUUGUAUACUGUGGUUAUGGUUCUAGUAGAUGCUGGACUAUUGAAUUUGAUGAUAACAUUUUAAAAGAUGGAGCAAUAUUUGAAUUGAAACAUAAUGAUAUUACUAAAUACUUAUCUUUCAUAAAUAAAAAAGCAACACUAUCAUAAAAUAGAUAGGUUUGUUUAAAUGACAACGAAGGGAAGAAUAAUUAUUGGAAAUUAGUUUUGAUUUAAUGA